Trematosphaeria pertusa is the source of this 828-nucleotide messenger RNA. Its product is annotated as extradiol ring-cleavage dioxygenase. NCBI's taxonomy places the organism in Eukaryota, Fungi, Ascomycota, Dothideomycetes, Pleosporales, Trematosphaeriaceae. The transcript has 2 exons. The record is from RefSeq and is a predicted model, not a curated record. Gene Ontology annotation, molecular function: ferrous iron binding; oxidoreductase activity, acting on single donors with incorporation of molecular oxygen; zinc ion binding. Bases 1 to 828 code for a protein of 275 amino acids.
AUGACGCGCCGCGCGCCCGUCAUCUCCAUCUCGCACGGCGGUGGGCCCAUGCCGCUCCUCGGGGACCCCUCGCAGGCCAAAAUCACACAUUCCUUGAAGACUCGCGUACCGGAGAUCCUCAAGCUGGGCACCCCCGAACAACCGAAGGCUAUUGUGCUGGUAACUGCGCAUUGGAGCACGGAUAAGCCGACGAUAAGCAGUGGGGAGAAACAUGAGCUGUAUUAUGAUUACUAUGGGUUUCCCGAUGAGGCGUAUAGCUUGAAGUACGAUGCGCCGGGCAGUCCGGAGGUGGCGGAGUUGGUGAAGAGGAGCCUGGAGGAAGCCGGGUUGCAGGGGAGGAUGGAUGGGAGCAGAGGAUGGGACCACGGCGUCUUCGUCCCCAUGAUGCUCAUCAACCCCUCCGCCUCAAUCCCCAUCAUCCAACUCUCCGUCCUCACCUCCGAAAACCCCUCCGCACACUACGCCAUGGGACGCGCCCUCUCGUCUCUCCGUGAGCAAAACAUCGCCAUCAUCGGCUCCGGCUUCGCUUCCUUGCACAACCUCCGCGCCAUGUUCUCCGGCGUUACGCGUACGCCGGCGUUCAAGGCGCUGAACGAGGAGUGGAGCAAGCAGGUUGGGGACGCGGUAAUGACAGAGGAUGUGGAGGAGAGGGGAAAGAAGUUUGAGGGCUGGAGGAAGUGGCAGGGGGCGUAUGAAAUGCAUCCGAGGGGUGGGGCGGAGCAUUUCUUGCCGCUGGUUGUGUGUGUGGGCGCCGGAGGGGAGGGGAGGGGGAAAGCGUAUAGUGAUGAGUUUGUGGGGUUGCAGAUGUGGAGCUACUAUUGGGAUUGA